Messenger RNA from Culicoides brevitarsis, 2969 nucleotides. Its product is annotated as inactive dipeptidyl peptidase 10. Gene Ontology annotation, biological process: proteolysis. The coding region runs from base 314 to 2884 and encodes 856 amino acids. Gene Ontology annotation, molecular function: dipeptidyl-peptidase activity; serine-type peptidase activity. The transcript is spliced from 16 exons. The record is from RefSeq and is a predicted model, not a curated record. Lineage: Eukaryota; Metazoa; Arthropoda; Insecta; Diptera; Ceratopogonidae. Gene Ontology annotation, cellular component: plasma membrane.
CAAAAAAUAAUAGAUAAAAAAAAUAAAUAAUAAUAAAAAAAACCCACAACAUAAAAAUAAUAAAAGGAUAAAUCAAUCAGGAAAAAGGAUAUAUUCAGUAAUAAAAUUUCAAGGCCGAUUUUCGUGUGUAAAACCAAAGCCAUUGACUGGACAACACAACAACUCGCAUGUCACCAUCGACGUCGACGUUAUAGCUGCUCCGUGCCGUAAAGUUGUGAUUUAAGCGUGGCGACGACCCGGGAAACGCGUCGACAGUCGGGCUCCGUAGCACAUACGAGCCAAAGCAGCAGCUGCGGCGACACAGCCAUAUGCAAUGCACGCCAAUGUGACCACCGACAAGGGUGGAGGCGGAGGCGGAUCGUGGCGUCUGCCAGCCGACGAAACCUUGCAAGUGGGCGGCACAGAAAAGUCAAAAGAAGAUGAACUCGCGUACGGACCCGAGGGUCACAACUGGCGCAGUAUCAUCUUCUCACUGCUCGUCAUAAAUUUUGUAAUAGCGGGAAUCGUAACAGCAAUUUAUCUCUUAGGUUAUGUCGACGAAUUACUUUAUUGGUCCGGACGACGGAUGCGCUUCGAUGAAUUUUUACAAGGUGACGUUGCACCACACCGUUUACCCUCAUCAUGGGUCACAAACACGAAAUUCGUAUUCCAAAAUGAUGAAGGAGGCCUUGCAAUUUUUGACACUGCCAAUGAUUCUGUUACAUUAUUGGUUACAAAUCAUACAAUGAGGCAACUUAAUGUUAAAGGUUAUCAAUGCUCUACUGAUUUAAGAUAUGUACUAUUUAAACAUAAUAUUAAGCAUGUUUUUCGAUACACAUCCACUGCGCUGUAUACGGUAUAUGAUGUAACCAAUGAUCAUCAUAUGCCGGUGCGGUUGAAAGAUUCGCCGAAAGUCCAACGAACACGAUUGCAAAGCGCUCGCUGGCUCGGCAAUACGACAGCGUUAAUUUUAGUUGUUGAUAAUGAUAUUUUUGUAAGACAAUCACCCUCCGAUGAAGAAGACAUUCGCAUAACAACUACCGGGCAUCCCGAUUUAAUCUACAAUGGCAUUCCAGAUUGGCUGUAUCAAGAGGAAAUAUUCCAAUCGGACGAAGCUGUUUGGGGAUCGCCUGACGGUACGCAUAUCAUGUAUGCCUCAUUUAACGACACAAAUGUUGGCGAAAUGGAAUACCCGUGGUUCUCGUCAACGACAAUAUUACGAGCUUCGGGUCUCGAUAACGGCGGAACUUUUCCAGCAUCGAAAACUGUGAGAUAUCCCACACCAGGCACUCUAAAUCCUGAAGUUACGUUAUGGGUUGUGGAUUUGGCGAACGCCACAGAUCCACAACGAUGGCGCGUGAAGCCACCCUUGGCGUUCGAUGAACAGGAUUAUUAUCUCGUGUCUGCCAGAUGGGUUGGCACAACGAAUCACGAAAUUUCGGUGGUGUGGAUGACGCGAUCCCAAACGUACAGCGUUGUGACACUGUGUCUCGCACCGAACUGGACCUGCAUCGAAAAUCAUUCUGAACGUGCACCGGAAAAAGAAUGGCUCGAUAUGGUGCAACAUCCCGUCUUCUCGCCAGAUGGUGACAGUUUUUUGCUACUAGCUGGCAUCCAGGAGAGCGACACCGAACAUUUUACCCACAUCAAGCACGUUACCAUCACGCAGCAACGAAUUGCCGUUUUAUCGCAUGGUCGAUACGAGGUUCUGAAAAUUCUCGCUUGGGACACCUCCAAUCACGAAGUGUAUUAUUUGGGAACGCAAGACAAGAAGCCUGGGCAGCAGCAUCUCUACAAAGUGAAGAAUCCCAUAACAAGCGAUCCGAGAAAUUACAGGGAAGAACCGCAAUGCAUCACUUGCGAUUUAGGUGACAAGCUGUGGAGCAGUCGUUACUACUACAACAAUUGCACGUACUUUAAUGCGUACGUGGGUCCCGAAAAGUCUUCCAUUGCCACAGAAACGCCCGUUUCCUACUACAUUCUUGAGUGUUUGGGACCUGGAUUACCAUUAGCAGGUGUUCAUUCGGCUCAAACGCAUCGUCUGGUCCGCAUUUUGUACGAUACGCGGCCCGCAUUUACGCCAAAACUCGAGGAAUUGGCGUUGCCGAGUCAGCGAUCCUUCGAAAUUGCCUUGCCGCAUGGCACACGGGCGCAAGUUCAGCUUUUCCUGCCGCCGAGUUGGCGUGAAGAGCUGCGAGAUGCCUCGUUUCCGGUACUUGUGGAAGUAAACGGAAAACCCGGCACAACAUCGAUUUCGGAGAAAUUUUCCAUCGACUGGGGCAAAUACAUGUCCAGCAAAAAUGAUAUAGUGUAUGUGAGAAUUGAUGUUCGCGGUUCCAAGGGACAGGGGAAGCAAUCGUUGUACCAUCAUCUGGGCGGAGUUGAAGUUUUAGAUCAAAUUGUUGCCAUCAAAUACCUGUUAGCGACAUAUUCCUAUCUGGAUGAAACUCGUGUUGGCGCAUGGGGCUGGGGAUAUGGCGGAUAUGUCGUGGCAAUGUUGCUGGGAUCGCAACAGAAGGAGAUCAAAUGCGGAAUUGCCGUUUCGCCGAUCACAGACUGGCUAUUUUACAAUUCUGUCUUCACCGAACGCCUCCUGGGACUUCCAGCGGAAAAUUUCAAGGCAUACGUCGAGGCAGAUGCCACGCAACGGGCACGCAACAUCCCGUCUGAGUCGUUUUUGUUGCUUCACGGACUGGCGGAUUUGACGGCGCCCUAUUUGCAUGGCAUUCAGUUGGCACGAUCUCUGCACGAAUCGAAUAUUCUCUUCAGUUAUCAAACGUAUCCUGACGAAGGACAUCACUUAUAUGGCGUGCUCGGACACGCUUAUCGUACAAUGGAAUCGAAUCUCAGAGAUUGCUUGAGUCUGGAUGACGAUGCCGAUCAUCCACGUGACCCGUUCGAAUGAUUGACAAAGUUCUUAAGUUUCCUGAAUAAGAAAACUUAACACAAAAUCACCGCGAAUUGAAAUGUAGAUCACACACACACAGUAC